AGCUUUCUGUGCAAAUAGCCCUCCAAAGUUUGGAAUCUUCAUAUGAAAAUGCUAAUCAAAUUUCUCUCAACUUAACUAAUGUUAUCAUUAAAUAUGGCUGCAUUUCCCCCUUCCUCAAUAGCAGCCAGCAAUAUUUGCAUUGGCAUUUCUUGGAAUCCAUGCUUUCUUUCAAACUCUUACAACCUUUUAAGUACCAUAAAGCUCAACUGUUUAUUGUUCAAAUGUUAGUAGAUUCUUGUGCAUCCUCUUCAAGAAAAUAGAGGACUUCUAAUCAUACAUUCAAUUCAAUUCUUUGAUACCUUAGUUGAAUUUUUGUCAAAAGAGAGUUUGCAUUCUAUUUCUGGCCCAAAAACAUUGUUUUUACAUUUGGGAUUUCUCCAAAAACUCAGAUUUAGAUUGGGACAGAAGAAGCAUGAGUUUCUUGACAUUUAUCACUGGAUCCACCAAAUCAUGGCAGCCAGCCAUGACUGUAAACACAACAACUGCAGCUUAUUGGUUAAACUGGAGGGUGCUUCUCUGUUCGUUGUGGGUGCUGAUGUCGAUGGUGUUCGCCUCUCUUCUUAUAUCGAAGCAUGAAUGCCGAAGGAGUUCACUAGAAAAUGCAGAGAACCAGGAGAAAGAAUUACCCGGAUUCUUGCAUGAAGAUGAGGUGUGGAGACCGUGCCUUCGAAGCAUUCAUCCUGGCUGGCUCCUCGCAUUUAGAGUGUUCGCCUUUCUGAUGCUUCUGUUGAUGCUUAUACUGAAUGUUGCUGUUGACGGGGGGAGCAUUUUUUACUUCUACACACAGUGGACUUUCACACUGAUCACAAUUUAUUUUGGGCUUGGAUCAUUUCUGUCAAUUCGUGGAUGCUAUGAAUAUGACGACAGAGGUUAUGCUGAGGAGCAUUUGGACACGGAGCGUGGCAAGGGCAAGGAGGGGAAUCAACAACAAAUUGUUCGCCAAGAGGCAGGAUGCUUGGCAUAUAUUUUCCAGAUCAUUUUUCAGGUGAAUGAAUGUCAGAGAUAUCUGAUUCAUAACAUGCUUAUCUUUGAUGACCUCUAA
This is a messenger RNA of Salvia hispanica, 1042 nucleotides long. Lineage: Eukaryota; Viridiplantae; Streptophyta; Magnoliopsida; Lamiales; Lamiaceae. The record is from RefSeq and is a predicted model, not a curated record.